This is a messenger RNA of Cotesia congregata, 1401 nucleotides long. NCBI's taxonomy places the organism in Eukaryota, Metazoa, Arthropoda, Insecta, Hymenoptera, Braconidae. The record is from the annotation of a GenBank genome assembly.
AUGUAUUUUCCAAAGAGUAUAAUAAUCAUAGCUUUCCUGGGCAUUGUUCUUGGUGAGAAGAAUGAUGAUGUUGACAUAUCUAGUGCAUUUGUCGAAGUUGCCAAUUCGUUUUUCUCUGAUGAAUCACCGGGACCAAAUAGGUUUAUGAAUGAAAAUAAUAAUCAGGGCUUAGCAGGAUUCGGUCAAAUUUUAACCGGCCUGGGGAACUUGAUGGCAGGUUCAUCAGGAAAUCAAAACAGCAAAAAUCAAGGAGGUUUUGAUUUAUCAAUGCUCGGUCCAGUUUUACAGAUGGUUGCUUCUUCGGCCGGUAAUAGUAAUAAUAAUCAACAGGCGAGAAAAACGGGGUCUGAUAGUGAAGAAGGAAAUGGAUUUGAUUUCGAAGGGAUGUUGAACAUGGCCAGUAUGUUUAUAGGUUCACGUGAAAACGGAAAUGCUGAAGGUAUUAUGGGAUUGCUUCCGAUGAUAUUGGAAAACUUGAACACUGGUGAAUCAUCUAACGAUCAUCAGAAAAAACAUGAUCACUCUGCUCAUUCAUGGUACAUGCCACCAAUUCUUGAAAAUGCACAUAUUCUAUGGGAUCAUUUCAGAAAUUCUGAACUUGGACAAACACUGUGGAAAAAUAGUGGGUUAGCUCACAUUGUUGGUUCUAUGAGUGAUUCGGAAGGUCACAUAAUGUAUGAACGGAUUCUGGAAAGUUUUGAAAAUCCAAGUGCUCGUCGGCGGUGGAUAAGAUCUCUAACAAACUUUGUGGCUGAAUGGUUUUCACAUAUAUCUGAUCCUGAUAUUCAAAGUCGUUACCUGACAACUGCUCAAUUCGUAGUCAAUAGUUUCUUGAAAUCCCAAGGAUUUCCCAAGUCAGCAGUGUUCGACCCAGCAAGGCCUUCUGAGAGUCUUACUAGAAUGAUAAAUGCCGGAGCGAAAAGAUAUCUAAACAUGAAUAUAGAUAGUGCUAAGUAUAUAAGACCUGCGGUGGCGUAUGUUCAAGAUUUGAUAAAGCUAGCUUCUGAAAAAGGAUUUAUCAUGUCCAGGGUAAAUGCUCAUGAACUCAGCAAUCGUCUCAGUGACACUAUUAAUAAUGAUAUUGUAGCUCCAAUUCUUAAGACUUACCGAGCGUACAAAUGGGCACUAAAAUCACCAAAAUGCGCAACGCACAUUUUAUGCGUUAUCAAUCAAAAGCCCUCAGAUGACAAUAAUAAAUCUGUCCUCCGAGAGACUAUUAUAAAACUUAGCAGUUUUCCAGCUGCGUGGGCAAUUAGUACGAAAACAAACGUUAGCUUCUGGACACUUUAUGGCGCUAUUAGAGAAAAUGAUCAAUGUUUCGAAAAGUAUCCAGCUGACUGUAAUGAUUUCCAUGAAGAAGAAAUCCGAGUUACUACAGAAGCGAUCCAUAGCGAAUUAUAA